AUGACUUCGAAGGGCGAUGACUAUGACCUUGAGUCUCGUGGUUACUCCCGCGAAAUGCCACGUCAGUUCUCUGUGUUCAGUCUGGUGGCCCUUUCAUUUAGCUUGACCUGUACUUGGUCAGGCACUGGCUCUUCGCUGGGCGUGGCAAUUCAAGAGGCAUCUGCUGCUGGGGCUCUUUGGUCUAUUCCCGUGGCAGGUGCUAUGACAGCCAUUCUUUCUGCUGGCGUAGCAGAGCUGGCAUCUGCAUUCCCUGUCGCGGGUGCUCAAUACUACUGGACGUUUUGCCUUUCCUCAAAGGAGUACCGAUCUUUCGCAUCUUAUAUCAAUGGCUGGCUCAGUAUACUGGGAUGGUGGCUCGCCAGUGCAUCCGCAUGCAACUUUAUCGCAUCUCUACUUCUAUCAAUUGCCUACCUCUGGUACCCUGACUAUGAAGCAAAAAGCUGGCACCAGUGGCUGGUCUACGUCGGUAUUAUUUGGCUAGCCGUGGCGCUGAACACUUUUGGCUCUCAAAUUCUACCACUGUUCAACCGCUUUAAUUGUGAGCUUCUGCCUGUACCUGUUCUGCUUGACGACCUGCUCACACAAUCCACAGUCAUCGUCGCCUGCUGUACCCUGACUGCAACCACAAUCACCCUUUUCGUCUGUAGUCGAAAUGACCAUGCCCCCGCUACCUGGGUUUUUGGUGACACAACCAAUGGCACCGGAUGGCCAAGUGAUGGACUGGCUUUUAUUCUCGCCAUCAGCAAUUCCGUGUAUGCCUUCCUAGGAACAGACUGUGGCGCCCAUCUCUGUGAGGAGAUCCGUGACCCAGCCAAAAAUACACCCAAGAUCAUUUUGUUUCCUAUCCUGAUUGGGCUGGGGACUGCUUGGCCGUUUGCUUGCGCGUGCAUGUAUGCCAUCACAGAUGUCCAAGCUGUGUUGGAUACACCUUCUGGUAUUCCUCUGAUCGAAAUCUACUAUCAAAGCACCAAGUCCAAGGGUGCAUCCUCGGUCCUGCUGGCUCUGUUUGCCUUUUGCUUUUUCGGUUGCACUGUCGCUAAUGGUACCACAUGCUCAAGAACCAUAUGGGCAAUCUCUCGUGAUGGUGCGCUGCCAUUUAGUGGAAUCUGGUCAAAGGUGAACCCGAGGUUCAAGAUUCCGCUCAACGCUUUAUGUCUCUCCGCCACUGUCAUCUCGCUAUACGGUCUCAUCUUCUUAGGAUCUACAACCGCCUUCUCGGCAAUGGUCGGUGCAGCAGUCAUCUUUUUGCAAACAUCAUGUGCCCUCCCACAGGCGAUCGUUCUUUGGCGCGGUCGAGACAAAGUCCUCCCAGAACGAGCAUUUUCACUCGGCAAGAUGGGCCCCGCUGUCAACUUCAUUUCUGUCAUCUGGGUCUUGUUCUUGGACAUCAUCUUCUUCCUGCCUACGGAGAGGCCGGUGACCAAGGAAAACAUGAACUAUGUCUCCGUUGUGUCCGUUGGCCUGACCCUCUUCGUCCUCGGUUUGUACUUCUUUUCAAAAAGAGGAAAAUUCAACGGGCCUCGGGUCCUCGACACACAUGCUGUGAUGAUUGAUGCUGUUUCUGCCGGAGAACAGAGGCAAGAUCAAAGCAUGGAUACAAAUACGGAGAAGAAAGCUUGA
This is a messenger RNA of Penicillium brevicompactum, 1620 nucleotides long. RefSeq lists its product as uncharacterized. Lineage: Eukaryota; Fungi; Ascomycota; Eurotiomycetes; Eurotiales; Aspergillaceae. Gene Ontology annotation, cellular component: membrane. The coding region runs from base 1 to 1620 and encodes 539 amino acids. Gene Ontology annotation, molecular function: transmembrane transporter activity. The record is from RefSeq and is a predicted model, not a curated record. Gene Ontology annotation, biological process: transmembrane transport. The transcript is spliced from 4 exons.